AUGAAAGUUCGGGUGAAGACCGCUAAUGGUUGGGGAGAAUACAGUAAACCCGUAACGAAAACCACUGGACAACUGAUUGGCACCACUGCAUACAUAGCAGGAGAUGACGAUUCAGUACAAGUGCGGAUAAUUAUCGCCGGAGUAACGCUAGCAGUGGUAGUACUGGUCGUAAUCAUUGUCAUGAUUGUGCUCUACUUGAGAAGAAGUGGUGACGAUUGCAAUAAGAAACAACAGUCCGAUUGCGAUACACUUGAGUACAGGAAUGUCAACGACGGCAAGAAAUACAAUACGAACAAUUAA
Messenger RNA from Medioppia subpectinata, 300 nucleotides. Lineage: Eukaryota; Metazoa; Arthropoda; Arachnida; Sarcoptiformes; Oppiidae. The record is from the annotation of a GenBank genome assembly.